Tripterygium wilfordii is the source of this 1471-nucleotide messenger RNA. RefSeq lists its product as uncharacterized. The coding region runs from base 164 to 1198 and encodes 344 amino acids. NCBI's taxonomy places the organism in Eukaryota, Viridiplantae, Streptophyta, Magnoliopsida, Celastrales, Celastraceae. The transcript has 3 exons. Gene Ontology annotation, biological process: response to red or far red light; negative gravitropism. The record is from RefSeq and is a predicted model, not a curated record.
ACCUUUCCUAUUUUAUAGUAAGUUGCAUUCAAUCAAAACCUCUUUGCCCUUUCCUUUCUCCUGCCUUCCCUUCCAAUCAGAGCGUUAGGUCUCUCUCUCGAUCAAUUCCUCUUGCUUUGUCUGGCGAGCUCAAGUUCUCCGCCAACGCGUUUGAGGAAAGGGCAUGGCAACAGAGGAAAAUGUUGACUUGUCAAGUUUGAAGUCUCAGCUGAGCAAAACUCAUGAAGUUUGGAAACAGGAGAUGGAGUGGCGCCAGUCCCAAGUUGAUGUUUUACAAGCAAAGCUUAUGGAGGUAAAGGCUUGUAUACAGAGUUCUGAAGAAGAUGCAAAGAAAGAGUUAGACCUUCUUUGGCAAAGAGUAAAAACUACUGCAACAUUAUUGACAUACUUGCGAUCAAAAGCAAGAAUCAUGGCUGUUCCCCAUUUGGCCCAGACAUCAUGUGGCAUCAAAGAGUUAGAAGGGGUUGGGCUUGUUGAUAGAAAUGGGACUCCUUUAUCUGAUUGGUCAAGGAAUGUUGAUCUUUCUUCAUUUGAUAGUCCUGAUGAAGAAACGUGGACUAAAAUUAGUAAGCUCCAUGGCUCCUUGGAUGAGCAGGAUGGAGCUUAUAUUGGUGAAAUACUUAAGUCUGUUCAGAUGGUCACUGAUGUAAUGGAAGUUCUUGUUAAGAGGGUUGUAAUGGCAGAAUCUGAAACUGCAAAUGAAAAGGAAAAAGUAAUUUUAGGACAGGAAGAAAUCAGAAAGAAGUCCGUACAAAUUGAUGGCAUGUCUUUGAAAUUAGAUGAAAUGGAAAGGUUUGCCCUGGGAACAAAUAGCAUUUUGAAUGAAAUGCGCCAGAAGGUUGAGGAUUUGGUAGAAGAAACAUCCAGACAGAGGCAACGAGCUGCAGAAAAUGAACAGGAGCUUUGUCGGGUGAGGAGUGACUUUGAGUCAUUGAAAUCCUAUGUAAGCAGUCUCAUAAGUGUAAGGGAAACUCUCUUAUCAUCGGAGAAGCAAUUUCAAACUAUUGAGAAGCUCUGUGAACGGCUAGUUGCAAAGACAACUCAAUUGGAGGGUGAGAAGAUGCAGAAAGAGGCAGAAGUUCAGAAGCUUAUGGAAGAGAACGUGAGGUUAAGUUCUCUUCUUGAUAAAAAAGAAGCCCAGCUUCUAGCUAUGAAUGAACAAUGCAAGGUGAUGGCGUUGAAUGCUUCAAAUAUCUAACCAUUGGGCGUAUUGUAUUCUGCCAUUGUUCUGCAUUGGAUGGCAGCUGUUUUCUUCAUACAAUUUGACAGUAUGCCAGAGGGCGUAUGGGUAAUCGGAGAAUGCUGGAUUCUGCCAGUCGUUUCAGAUACGUUAUUCGAAAAUGUAUUUGAAGAUCUCAAUCCCCAUGUUUUAUUUAUAGUACUGUUUAUGCUGUCAGGAAAUUUGAACCCAGAUAGCAUUGAUGGUUGUAAUUGUGUUGUUAUAAUGCAGUUUCACAUCUGUUUGUCGUAA